Messenger RNA from Tetrahymena thermophila SB210, 4608 nucleotides. RefSeq names its product XK-like protein. NCBI's taxonomy places the organism in Eukaryota, Ciliophora, Oligohymenophorea, Hymenostomatida, Tetrahymenidae. Gene Ontology annotation, molecular function: GTPase activator activity. The transcript has 20 exons. The record is from RefSeq and is a predicted model, not a curated record.
AUGAAGAAUAAUUAUUUGAAAGAGUCUAAACUGCAAGAAUAGAAGCUGAGACUUUGGAUGAAUUUGCAGCCUUCAUUUGUUGACACUUUUUUCUAUGAUGAUAAUCAAAUUUUUGAAUAAAACAUUUGUUUCUUGGUUUAAGCUUUCCUAGAGAGCGCUCCUUAGCUAAUAAUCUAGCUGAUAAAUAAUAAUAUGAAUGAUGAGUGGGAUUGGUUUAAUAUAAUAAGCAUAUUACUUAGUUCUAUUUCAAUUGUGAGGACCAUAGGAAUUAUAUAUGUCAUAAUUGAUAGAUUUUUUAGGUAGAUCACUUAUCUUUCAUAAUAUUACGAUAAGGAUAAAAAGUUUGCUAUUAACAAAUAGCUAGUAGUUGAUACCCUUUAGUUAUCUAAAAAUUUGUAAAAGGUUAGAAAUCUUCAUAUAGUAGAAGAUUUGUUUAUUUAUUUUUAAAAGCAUGAGUACCCCUUAGCAAAAGAUGUUAUUUAAAUAGGACUGAGCUUCUUAUAGAUGCACAAACUAAGAAGACUUACUUUAGAUUUUAGAUUUAUUUUAGAUAAAAAAUGCAUCAACUCAUUUAAAUAAUUACAAAAAGUAAUUCCAUAGCUUAAGAAUUUAGAAGUACUAUACAUUAAAUGUGACUUCGAAUAUGAUAUUGAGUACAUUGAUGGAAGAAAUUAUCGAGAGAUAGAGAAAAAAAAGAGAAAACUCAGUAUUAGUCGUAAAAUUGAAAGAGAAGACUUAAAUAGAGAAAAAGAAUUUGAUGAAUAAAAAUUAGAAAUCAGGAUUCCAUCGAUAGCUUCUCAUUCAAAAAUUUAAGAUGGAGUAGAUUUGCUUUUUUCUAUUAAUUAAUAAGAAUACAUUUAAAAUCAAAAAGAUUAAGCGGUAGUUAGCCUUUAGGAAGCUUCUAACAACAUAGUAGCUCCUCUUAUUUAGGUUAGAAAAAACUCAAUGCCAUCAUCUCUUGGCCCUAACUUGAACAUUCCAUAAAGAAAAUCUGUUUAUGGAUAAGAUUUGUUGAAGACUACUUAGUUUAUUUAAGCAUCUUAAAACAGCUUAAAUGUAAAAGGCGAUGGAGAUAUACAUCACACCCUAAGAAAUGAAGAAAGCUUGUGGUUUCAAAGCAGUAGGAGAAAUGACACCUAGAGUCCAUUUGUUGGAGCUAGUCCUAAUAAUUAAAAUGGUAGUCCUCAUUCGAUUUGGAAAAUGUAAGAAAAUCUUAGUGGAAUAGAGGAAAUUUAAUUUGAAGAUGAUGAUUUUGAAGACGAUAAACGCUAUGACUUUGAAAUCGAUAUUAAGUCAGGAAUGUACAUAAAAUAUAAACUGCAAAAGUGCAACUUCAAGCCUCUCUUAGUAUGCUCAGAGAUUAUUCACAAAAGUGAUAUCUACUUGAAUUUAUUCGUAAAAAAGGGUAAAAUUAACAUGGAAUUAAAGCUAACUCAGCAUCAAAAUGAAGAGGAGAAAAAAUAAAAAUAUGAUAUUGAAAUCGAUGAAUCUAUUGAGUUUGAUCAAAUUAAUUUUGUCAAUAUAAUCUCAUCAGACAUAAAACAAUCAAUAUAAUAAUGUCCAGUUAACUAGAGAAAAACACUUUUUAUGCAGAUUAUAUAUAACAAGAAUAUAUUAACAUCUAAUAUGAAAGAAGCUAUAGCUAAAUCAAUACCAUUUCCUCUAAACAGUGAUUUGUAUGUAUUUUAAUAUGAAAAGCUUAAGCCAAUUAAUAAGCAUACCAUCUAAUUCAAAGAUGCAAUUGAUCGUAAUGAAAAACUUUUAAGAUUUAUCAUUAUUCCUAGAGGCAAAGACUAAAAGUAAAAGCAAAGAGUUUAUAUUUGGAAUAAAGUUAAAAGCGGAGAAAUAGAUUUUAUCAAGGGAGUAGGCUAGGCAGGCCAAUCUUACAAGCAAAAAUUAUUCACUUUUGAAGAGGAUUUAGCUAACCACACCAUCCAAGUUGACAAACAUUCCCUGAAACUUUUAUCUCUAAAGUCAUUCAUACAAAAAAGUAAGCUAAAACUAGUAGCACUUACAUGGAGUGGUAAAAUGGAAAACGUAGACUAGAUUAAGUUAUUGAUUAAGCAUUUUAAGUCCCUUCCAUAGAGCACAUCAAUUAAAAUAAUAGCUGAUCAAUAGGAAUUUAACUACUUAUCUUUCUCUACCAUAUCUUAAUCUUUGUUGGACUUUUAAUCCCUCAACAUCUAUUUUAAAGAUUAGCAUCUAAUAAGCGAAAAAGAAGGAUACAUUUUUAGAGAUUUGUCUAAUUCCUAAAUACAGAUCGAUGAAGAAAAAAUAGACCUAGCUUAGCUAGUACAAAACAAAGAAAAAUAUUCUAACUCAUAUUUCCUCUAAGUUUUAUCAAAUGGCUUAUAAAUUUCAAAGAAUCAUAUUAUAAUACUUUGCAAAGAACUUCAAAACAUCUAACAAAUCCAGCAUCUUAAUUUGCAGGUAUAAAACAACUGUAUUUAAGCUGAUGGAAGCAAUAUUUUAUUUACUCAUAUGAAGUAAUAUACAUAACUAGUUCACUUGGAGUUGGAUAUAGGAAACAAUUAAAUUUGCGAUGAAGGUGUAGAAUACUGCUCUGGUUUUAUAAAUGAUUCUUAAAAAUUAAAAGUUUUAGUCCUUAAUCUUAAAAUGAAUAAUAUGACUGGCAAAGGUUUGAAUUGCUUAGCUUAAGCUCUUUAAAAUAAGAACAAGCUUCUUGAAUUGAAGAUUGAUCUUUAAUAAAACAUUAUUGAUUCAAAACAGAUACAAAUCUUGGCUGACUGUUUGAAGAACAAGAAAAAAUUAAAUAGUUUAGAAAUUAAUCUCAAUAAAAAUAAUAUAUAAACUCAAGGAUGUGUACAAAUAUUUUAAAGUAUAUCAAACUUGAAGAAUAUUUCAAUUCUUAACCUCUAUUUUGAGUCGAAUUGCAUUUAGAGCCAAGCUUUGAAUGAAUUGUCUUAAAUGCUACUGAAUAUAAACUAAGAUCUGCACACAUUUUCUUUAAACUUAGGGAGAAAUAAAUUAAAUGAUUCAAAUGCUUUUAAUUAAUUAUUUAGUUCAAUUUAGAAUUUUGUUUAUAUUAAAGAGUUAAACUUGUAGUUAAAUAAUUGUUGGUUUCCUCAAAGUUCUUUGAAUAAUCUCUGCUCAUGUUUAGAGAAAAUUAGAAAGGUGUAAGUACUGAGACUAAACUUAAGCAAAAACUAUAUUAAUGAUGAUGGAAUAAAUAUUAUCUCAUUAGUAUUUUAAAAAGUAAGUCUUCUAAAAGAGCUUGAAUUAGACCUAUCUGAUAACGUAAUUACAAACUCUGCCCUUGAGAUAGUUAAAUCUAUUUUUACUUAUCUGAAUGUAGCUGAGAUUUUAAACAUUAAUCUUAAAGAAGCAUUUGUUUCAAAAUAACUGAAAAAUCCUGUUGGUCUUUUCACACCCUCUCAAACAAGUAUUAAAUCUAUAGCUUUAAACUUAGGAAAUUCCAUCCAACAUGAAAUCAAUUAAAAUGUGUAUUUGGUUGGUUACUUAACUCUCCUUUAAAACGUUCAGCAGGUUGAAUUAAAUCUAGAAAAUUGUAUCGAAACGGAUAAUGUGCUUAAAAAGACUUUUAAGUAGGUUUUUGAAAAUCAGAAUUUUACAAAGAUUCAUUUGAAUUUGAAGGGAACUAGGGUGAAAAACAAUCUAAUGAUUGACCUAAAAAAUAAUUUAAAAUAGUAAAAAAAUUUGGAGAAUCUCAACUUAAAUAUUUCUAACAAUAAUUUGAAUGUAGAGAAUUUAAAUGAAUUUUUCGAUAAAAUAAAAUGUAACGCUAACCUUAAAUUUCUUUAAUUGAGUAUUGAGGAUAAUACGUAUGAUCCGAUUGUGUUUUGUAAUACUUUUGGAAAUUAAAUAAUUGCGUUAGAAAAAUUGGAAUCUAUUGAUAUCCAGCUUGGAUAAUAAGCAAUUGAUAUGUAAGAAGCAGAUUACCUUUCUAGUUGCUACCCAGAAUAACUAAGAAGCUUAAAGGCUUAAAUUUAAUUCAACUCAACAGAAAGCCUUAAGAGCUACUUCACUGGUAUUUCCAAAUAUAAAUAGUUAGAGUAUCUUGACCUCUCAUUCUAUGAUAAACUAUAGAAGUAUUAAGAUAUAGCAGAUGCAAUUAAUAGCUUUGCUGAGAUUAUUAUUGAUUUCAAGAAAUUAAAAGUGCUGAAAAUAGAUUUCAGCGGGUGCGAUUUUAGCAUACAAAACAUGAGCAUUUUGAUGAAAGGACUUCAAAAAUUAGACUAUAUAGAAGAGUUGAAUGUUAAACUAGAACAGUCAUUAGUUAGUGAUGACUGUAUUUUAACUAUGAUAGAAUAUUUACAAAACUUUAAUAAACUUAACAAUUUUGUCAUAAAUUUAAAAAAAAAUGACAUCAGUCCAAAAGGAGUGCUUGAAAUCUUAAAUUGGGCAUUAAGUACUAUUUCUCUUUAUACACUUUAAAUAAAUCUAAAUCAAGAAAUAUAAGGCAAGUUAAUGAAAAACGCAUAAAUCCAGUCAGCAGUUGAGAAACUCAUCUUGAAUAACAAAAAUAUAACAAUUAAUAACAUAGAAUUUAGUAACAAAGAAGAGGAAAUUAAUAUUUCAAAAUUUAUAAGCAAUUUAUACCAAAGUGUAUUUUCUAUAGUCAAAUGA